Molecule: messenger RNA, 1197 nt
Organism: Pleurotus ostreatus (oyster mushroom)
Lineage: Eukaryota; Fungi; Basidiomycota; Agaricomycetes; Agaricales; Pleurotaceae
Exons: 8
Coding region: 1-1197 (398 amino acids)
Biological process (GO): negative regulation of transcription by RNA polymerase II
Cellular component (GO): transcription repressor complex; nucleus
Molecular function (GO): protein binding
Source: RefSeq, a predicted model, not a curated record
AUGGCUGAUACAGACAAACUCCUUGUCACAGAGGCACAUCUUGCUCUCAAUGAAGCCCGUCGUCUGAAGGCAGAACGAACCAAAUCGCUGGGCUCGCCGAUCCAACUUCCUGGAAUGGCGCUGUCCAUUAUUGUCAGAGGCGGAGAUGCUUGGAUAGCGGAGAACACGCAUGUCAUUCGCAAGAUCAAUCUAGAGUCGGGGAGGACUCUGCAGUUAUUCCGCGGGCAUACAGGACCCGUUACAUCUAUCGCCUUUAUGGACAAGCGCUAUGGGAGCGGCGACAGGAAGAUUCUAAUCAGUGGAUCAUGGGAUCAGACAAUCAAACUGUGGGAUGUAGAUUCGAAAGAGCUCUUAUCCUCAACAGAGGCCCACUCGGACUUUGUCAAGGCCCUCCUUGUCUUCCCAUCUCUGCAGCUUCUGGUGUCAACAGGCUCGGACAAGAUUGUACGUCUUUGGGAUCUGUCAAAAGCGGCGUCAGGCAGCCCGCUAAAAUGCGUGGGCGUGAUAUCAGCCCACACUAGGCCGGUGGAAUCGCUAGACGGACAGGCACUGUCAUCAACAUCUGCCAAUCUUUAUACGGCUGAUACUAUGGGCAUGAUCAAGCUCUGGGAAUUGAACAAGGGUGAUGGGGAUGAUGGAUGGCGUAGCUCGCUCAAACAAGAGCUGAACUAUCAUCGCACGAAGAUUAAUGAGAUACUAUAUGGAAAUGGCCAGUUGUGGACAGCCUCUGCUGAUGAGACUGUCCAGAUCAAACCCACAGACCAAUCACCAUAUCUUAUCGCGCAUCCUACCACAGUGCGAUGUAUCCUGCCACUCUCAACCACGGACCUCGCCGAGCCAUACGUGCUAACAGGUGCAGGAGAUAUGAUUCGGGUCUACGAUGUUUCGUCACCGCAAGAACCCGAACUGAUCAGUGAGAUGGACGCGCAUUGGCACGAUGUUACCGCCUUGCGGUUAUGGGUCAGAAAAUUCGUCGGGGACGACGGCAGGCAAAGGGUGGAGCCCUGGAUCAUUAGCGCCAGCUUGGAUGGGACAAUAAGGAAAUGGAGGUUAACUGAGUUGCUGAAACCUAUGUCGAGUGUCAAUGCGACAUCUGGGAAUCAAGAAAAGGAGGUGGAGAAGCCAUCAGAGCCCGAAAACCCGUUUCAAAUGUCAGAAGAAGAAGAAAGAGAGCUCGCUGACUUAAUGGAUGACUGA